Ostrinia furnacalis (Asian corn borer) is the source of this 676-nucleotide messenger RNA. RefSeq names its product cytochrome c oxidase assembly protein COX16 homolog l(3)neo43 (gene l(3)neo43). NCBI's taxonomy places the organism in Eukaryota, Metazoa, Arthropoda, Insecta, Lepidoptera, Crambidae. The transcript is spliced from 2 exons. Gene Ontology annotation, cellular component: mitochondrial inner membrane. The record is from RefSeq and is a predicted model, not a curated record. Bases 104 to 502 code for a protein of 132 amino acids. Gene Ontology annotation, biological process: mitochondrial respiratory chain complex IV assembly.
AUUGAAAUUUAAAAUUUAUUUUCUGUCUGGUGGUUCUUGCAGGAAUAGAUAUUUUUUUCAGGUUUUUCUUCCUGAAAUAUUUUAGAUGGAGUAAAACAAAUACAUGAAAGAAUUAAUAAUUAACACAUUACAACAAAAAUAUUUGAAGUCUGAUGUUAGCAGAAUGACUACCGAAGAAAGUAAAUUUCAUAAUCGACUGAAUUAUCUCCGAAACAGUUUUAUCGCCCUCGGAAAAAGAAAAUCCCUAAAAUAUGGGCUUCCUUUCUUGUUAUUUAUCGUAGGAGGGUCUUUUGGUCUUAGAGAAUGGACUCAAAUAAGAUACCAGUUUUCACAAGUUAAAGGUGUUAGUAGAGAAGAAGCAGAAAAAAUGGGCCUACACAAAGCACGCGAUGUAACUAUAGAAAAUGUUUAUGAGGAUAUUCAAAAACUAGAUAUUGACAACUGGGAAAAUAAACGAGGCCCUAGACCAUGGGAGGAUAAUCAGCAAACAAAUAAAAAAUGAAGCAGUCCAGCCAAAUAAUAAUGUUGAAUUUCAUGUAAAUAAAAUCAACUAUAAAAAUCCAACCAAACCUAAUAUUUUAAUAUUUGGCACUACUUUCCGUUGUCUUGGUUGUUAUCUUUAUGUAGAAGUCUACAAUUCAAUUCCUUUUCAUGGCUCCAAAAAGUCAAUGUUCCU